Sinocyclocheilus anshuiensis is the source of this 2044-nucleotide messenger RNA. RefSeq names its product myotubularin. Bases 98 to 1906 code for a protein of 602 amino acids. The transcript is spliced from 15 exons. NCBI's taxonomy places the organism in Eukaryota, Metazoa, Chordata, Actinopteri, Cypriniformes, Cyprinidae. Gene Ontology annotation, molecular function: phosphatidylinositol-3-phosphate phosphatase activity; phosphatidylinositol-3,5-bisphosphate 3-phosphatase activity. Gene Ontology annotation, cellular component: cytoplasm; membrane. The record is from RefSeq and is a predicted model, not a curated record. Gene Ontology annotation, biological process: negative regulation of autophagosome assembly; muscle cell cellular homeostasis; phosphatidylinositol dephosphorylation.
UGAGUCGGGCUGAGAGCUUCCUGCGGCGGUGCAAAACAGACUGGCGAUCUGAGGAACGGAGAAUUGCAGUUUCUGGGUGGAAGAAGCAAACCCAGUGAUGGCCUCGGCUCCUAUAGCACCUUACAACUCCAGUCCUCUGGGGAACAGCUCCAGCCCAAACGCGUCCAGAGAGAGCCUGAAGAUGGAGCCGCUGGCAGAUGUUGCCAUGCUGCCGGGAGAAGAGAGAGUGAUCGAUAAAGACAUCAUCUACAUCUGCCCUUUUAAUGCUGCAGUCAAAGGAAAGGUGUUCAUCACCAACUACAGACUUUACUUCAAGAACACUGACUCAGAGACGCCAGUUACCCUGGAUGUGCCAUUAGGUGUCAUAAGCCGUGUAGAGAAGAUGGGCGGAGCCUCCAGUCGAGGAGAGAACUCCUACGGGCUUGAAAUCACCUGCAAGGACAUGAGGAACCUGCGAUUUGCUCUGAAGCAAGAAGGCCACAGUCGAAGAGACAUCUUUGAGAUUCUUUUCAAAUAUGCUUUCCCACUGUCUCAUGGAAUGCAACUCUUUGCCUUUCUGAGUCAGGAGAAGUAUGAGGAGAAUGGCUGGAACGUUUAUGAGGCCAUGGGAGAGUACAGGAGGCAGGGUCUACCCAGUAGUGAGUGGAGGGUCACUUUCAUCAAUAAGAACUACGAGCUGUGUGACACCUAUCCCACAAUUCUUGUUGUUCCAUACAAGGCCACAGAGGAAGAUCUUAGAAGAGUUGCUACCUUCCGUUCCCGCUGCCGCAUCCCGGUGUUGUCGUGGUUCCAUAAAGAGAACCAUGCUGUGAUCAUGCGGUGUAGCCAGCCGUUGGUGGGAAUGAGCGGCAAGCGCAACAAAGAUGAUGAACGUUACUUGGACCUAAUCCGUGAGGCCAAUGGUACUACCAAACUCACCAUUUAUGAUGCCAGGCCUAAUGUCAAUGCUGUGGCAAACAAGGCCACAGGAGGGGGUUACGAGGGUGACGAUGCAUAUCAGAAUGCUGAGCUGGUCUUUCUAGACAUCCAUAAUAUCCAUGUCAUGAGGGAGUCACUGAAGAAGUUAAAGGACAUUGUCUACCCCAAUGUGGAGGAGUCUCAUUGGCUCUCCAGCCUGGAGUCCACCCACUGGCUAGAGCAUAUUAAGCUGGUGCUAUCAGGGGCCAUCCAGGUGGCUGAUAAGGUGUCUUCUGGGAGCUCUGUGGUGGUGCACUGCAGUGACGGCUGGGACCGCACAGCUCAGCUCACUUCUCUGGCCAUGCUGAUGCUGGAUUCAUUCUACAGGACUCUCAGGGGCUUCCAGGUGCUGCUGGAGAAGGAAUGGAUCAGCUUUGGACACAAGUUUGCCUCAAGAAUCGGCCAUGGAGACAAAAACCAUGCAGAUCAGGACAGGUCACCUAUCUUUUUGCAGUUUAUUGACUGCGUGUGGCAAAUGACUAAACAGUUCCCAACAGCGUUUGAGUUUAAUGAACGUCUCCUGGUGGUAAUCUUGGAUCACCUGUACAGCUGCCGCUUUGGCACUUUCCUCUACAACUGUGAGAGUGCCCGUGAAAGCAAUAACGUUCGGGUGAAGACGGUGUCUCUGUGGUCUUUUGUCGACAGUGACACAUCCUUGUAUAUAAACCCCUUCUACACUUCAGAAUCCAGUCGUGUGCUUUACCCUGUUGCCAGCAUGCGCCACCUAGAGCUUUGGGUGACUUAUUACAUCCGGUGGAACCCUCGCAUACAACACCAGCAACAGAGUCCAGUGGAGCAGCGCUAUAAGGAGCUACUGGCGUUGAGGGAUCAGUACCUGAAGAAACUGGAGGAACUGCAGCUCUCAGACUCCACCCACUUGACAAACAGCUCCACCCCCAACGCUGCCACGCCCAAUCAGCACAUCACACACUUACAGACACCGUUUUGAUCCCACUCGCAAGCUGUUACAGACAUUGGACAUUUGUACAUAGCAAUAGUGAUAAUUAUGGUAACACAAUUAGUAGUGAUGUCUGCGAUAAUGAGUAACAAAACAAUUAUGCAAUAAACCACAGUACGGCCUUCAUCA